AUGUUUCUUCAUCAAACUCGCUCACUUUUUGCAUUAUGUGGAGUAAUUUUUUGGGGAUCAUACAGUGUUUUUUCUGCUUGUAUUUAUUGCUCAUGAAUGGUGUGUUUGGUGUUGAUGGAUAUGAAGUGAAGUCAGUGUCAGUGAUGGAGGGAGAUUCUGUUACUCUACACACUGAUAUUACUCAAAUACAGAGAGAUGAUCACAUACUGUGGAAGUUUGGACCUAAAGAGACUCGUAUAGCUGAAAUCUAUAAGAAAAGCAUUGAUAUGUUUGACAGUGUUGAGAUAUUUGGAGACAGACUGAAUCUGGACAAUCAGACUGGAUCUCUCAUCAUCACAAACUUCAACAUCACAAACACUGGACUUUAUAAACUACAGAUCAUCAACAACAAAGGAACUUCAUACAAGAGAUUUAAUGUUACUGUCUAUGCUCUUCUGCCCGUUCCUGUCAUCAUCAGAAGCUCUUCAGACUGUUCAUCAUCAUCAGAAAGAUCAUCAAGUUCAAAAUGUGUGUUGUUGUGUUCAGUGUUGAAUGUGAGAGAUGUGAGAGAUGUGAGUCUGUCCUGGUAUAAAGGAAACAGUUUAUUGUCCAGCAUCAGUGUGUCUGAUCUCAACAUCAGACUCUCUCUGGAGGUUGAAUAUCAUGACAACAACACAUACAGCUGUGUGGUGAACAAUCCUCUCAUAAAUCAAACUCAACAUCUCAACAUCAAUCAUCUCUGUCAGACGUGUUCAGGUAUAGUGCAGAUAUGCAAGUUAAUUUGACUGAAUUAUAUUUUUGUUUAUUUGUAAAGAAGUGCACAUUAAUGUAUUAGUGUUGUUAUUUUUUAGGCCGCACUCCCUGUUGCAGUUUAACAGAAACUGUGAUACGAUUGGUCAUCUCUGCUAUGGUGGGCGUGGCUGCUGUGACUGUAGUGGUUUAUGAACUGAGAUCAUAGACAUCAGAGGACACCAGAGGGCGAUAGUAUGGGUGGGUGUUGUGUACUUUGUGACAUUUGUGAAAUUUGUUUCUUGCACAAAAAUCACAAUUAUUCUGCUUGAUUUCUCUUGGUGAAUUUCAUGUAAAUACUACAUUGUCUAUAGUCAUCAUUCAGUAUCAUGGUAUUUCAGGGUAUCUUGAUACACAAAUACAUCACAGUACAGUGUACUAGAACAUUAGGGGGGCCUUUAUUCUUGUUAAAUAAUUACUUUAUUCUCGCAUUUUAAUGACUUUAAUCUCGAGAUGGUUUUAUUUUUUAUUUGAGGCUUGGCCCUAAUCCUCCUUGGAUAAU
Misgurnus anguillicaudatus (oriental weatherfish) is the source of this 1270-nucleotide messenger RNA. The record is from RefSeq and is a predicted model, not a curated record. NCBI's taxonomy places the organism in Eukaryota, Metazoa, Chordata, Actinopteri, Cypriniformes, Cobitidae.